AAAUGACAUGGAGAUCGCACUGCUAGACAUGUCCAUUGUUCGGCACGACUGGCCCAGAAAAAGUGGAAGGGUGGCUAUGUACUUUCGCAGUGAGCUCCAAUGUGAGCCCAUAGAGAAUUCGGUCAGCACGGUACAAGAUUCCCUUUGGCGCCGUCUAAGUUUAAAAGCGACGACACCUGCUUGGUGGCGGUCAUUUACCGCCCUCCUUCCUCCACGCCCGAGAUGGAUUUCCAUCCGGGUGAUAAACACAACUUACAGUCGCAUUCUCAUUACUGAUGAUUUCAACACACGCUCUGGAAUCCCAAGCAGCUCACGGAAAACAGUUUAGGGCGGAUCUACAAGAGCUUGUCUCAA
Messenger RNA from Dicrocoelium dendriticum, 354 nucleotides. The record is from the annotation of a GenBank genome assembly. NCBI's taxonomy places the organism in Eukaryota, Metazoa, Platyhelminthes, Trematoda, Plagiorchiida, Dicrocoeliidae.